Molecule: messenger RNA, 11074 nt
Organism: Zonotrichia albicollis (white-throated sparrow)
Lineage: Eukaryota; Metazoa; Chordata; Aves; Passeriformes; Passerellidae
Source: RefSeq, a predicted model, not a curated record
AUUUUUACUUUUUAUACUAAAUAAAAAACUUAAGUCUUAAAACCUCCAUUUCCCCAGCAGCUGCUUGGUGUGGCUGGGCCCUUAAUGAUCUCAUUAGAGCCUUUUGUAUAAGCCUAGUCUAAAAUAGUAAGGCUGGUAAAAACCUGCCUGUAUGUUAUUUUCUGUAUGUUAUUCACCUCUUGACAUGCAACUUUACAAAGCAGAACCAUGACAGCAUCAAUUCACAUUUGUCUCCUUUGAAUUCAACAAGCACAGUCUCAAAUUUCUCUAGGUGUAAGAAAAUUGCUUUAAAGCUGGAAGAACAUUAAAAAAAAAAUUUUUCAAAACACAGCCUGAGUUUAGCACUGUCCAAAAAUAUAACAGGGAAAGAAUUCCAAAGCUUCCAUGCUUUCUUGGAAGACUGCCCCUUUUUGGGUCAGUCUAGGAUCUGUUGUUUACUUUUGUAAACAAUUUUACUGUUUUGGGUUUUUUUUACUUUUACUGUUUACUGUCAUUAACUUUUUCCUUCUCUUUUUUGACUAACAUCAGUUGGGCACUUUCACAACAAUGAAAUAAUGUAAAAAAUUUACCUACACAAGUCUUUCCAAAAUAGAAACAUCAUCUUUUAUGCAACAUAACUCUGAAUCCAUGUGACUCAGUGCUGGAGGGUAUUUGUUAAUUGCAUGCAAACAAAAAUUAUAUAUAUCUGAUGCCUGUAACCUAAAUGCAAAGUCCAGCUUGGUGUUCCUGAAGGAGCAAUAACCUCCUUCUGAUAUAACAGACCAGACUUUCUGGUGGCUCAUCACCAAGAAAAAGAACAUGACAGGAAAUGUGUAAGUAAACCAAAUGGUGUCCAGCCACUGUUCUAUCACAGGAAUAAAAUAGCUUCAAUUAAAGAGGCUUUCAAUCAACAACCUACACCUGCAACCCUUGUAAGCCCAAGUGAGGUCCAAAUCUUCUACCCAGAGCUGUUGUUGGUAUCUUAGCCCUGAAUCCUCCUUUUUAAUGAUGGUUUGGUCUCACAUGGCACCUCCCUUGGUAAAUUAAAUGUGAAAUAACUGCACUGACAGUAAAUGGCUGAGACAAGAAGUCUUAAAAGGACCAAUGCAAGACCUGUCUAUGCUAAGAUUAACAAACCAUGAAUCACAUAGGUACCAUAUUGAAAGUGAUACCUUUCCACAUAAAAGCAGGAGUAUGGGAUUUGUAGUACCAGCUCAGACUACUCACCCACGGUGCCUCCACUCUCCCUCCAGCAGCGACCAGCAUCUGAUUCCUCAGCAAAAGGAUAAGAAAUUUAAAAUGCUUAAAAUGCUUGAAACACUAUUUUUCUGCCCUUUGCAGGCAACCAGCUUCCAUCCUGAGGCUUGGCAGCAGAGCUGUGUACUCAGAAUGCUGAAGAGAAGCUGCUCUGUAGAUGGGUUUCUAGCAUGUUUGUAUGUGACAAAAUGGGAGAGAAAAAGAGCAUUGCAGCACUGGCAAGUCAUAUUAUAAAAUCCCAGGCAGAACUUAAACACCAUUGAGCAAAGAACUUAUGUCAGGAGAGAAAUUAAAGAUUAUUAUUCAAAACUUUGGUAAUUCACAAAAGCAAAUUUGCUAGUAAAUUAAUCCUUUACAAAAGAGCAGCAUGUAAGACUUGAGUUUAGCACAAAGAAAAAUAUUUGCCAUGCUAAUAAAUACUGUUCAUGAGGUGCUGCUUACAAGGGUCCCUCCUGGCACGGUGCAGCCAAUGCAACUUAACAGCACAGUCAUGUUCUCUCCUCACUGAGCAAAGCAAUUAAAUUUCUGCUACACAAUAUGCUUGUACUCUAAGGUAACAAGGACCACUCCAAGGACAAAAUAAGGUCACAGAUUAAAUAAUGAGGCAUUAGAAGAAAACUUCUGAUCAACUUUCCAUCAAUACAGCUUUGCACAGAAGUAAUCUUUUCCUUUAAAAAAUGCUUUUAGAUUUCCAGUGAACUUGGCUUUCCUGUGCAAUACACUGAAAAGGCCCAAGUGAGUUAGGACCACGUGUUCCUAUACAAACAGAACCAAAAAAUUUCUUGUGAAGAAGAAAACUGUCAGCAGGGGAGAAAGACUGAGGCUGUUUAGGAACAAUAUGGAACAGAAGUGUCACCUGAAUUUCUUUUUAUGUUAACUAAUGUGUUUCCCAGUUUUUCCCAGUAUAAAGUGACAAAAUAACAUUUACCCUGCUGUGUAUGUCCCUUUUACACUUCUUUUGUACACAGGCACAAGAAAAAACCCUCAAAGUCUGUCCAUAACUAUUGUUACUAGGCAUUCAACUAAAGCCAUAAUUAUUGCUGGCUAACAGGGUGCUAUAAAGGUUGCUAAAACAAAUGCAAAAUAACUUUGCUUUAGAAUAAAAGUAGUGCUGUUCCCUCAGGAGUACUUCAGUCUGAGGCCCAAUCAGCAUCUCGGGAUACCAAAAUUACAACGUUCCAAGGACAGCCUGUUGACCUAAUUGGAAUUUCAGUAUUUUAUUUGAAUUUGGGCUUACCUAGCAGCAACAAAGGAGCACAUGGAGGCAGCCAGCCUGCCAGGACCCUGCCAGCAGCUCCUGCGAGGGGCUCUGUGACAAAGGGGGACCCGAGGGGCUCCUGCUGCAGCCACAGAGGAGAGACCACAAAGGAAAUUUAGAAGGAGAGGCCUCCUGCACCAGAGAGAUUCCUGACAUUGGGGCUGACACCUUAAACAGCCAGAGCUGCUCAACAAGGUCAAGGCAUCCUCGAGGUGGACGGUGCAGCAGCAAUGACAGGGAGGGGGUGACAGACAGGUACCAGCCUUUGUCUGCAUGGCACCUGCUUUCAGGGCAAAGGACAUGGAAGCUUUGCAAUUGCACAGGGAAAAAUUAUCUAGAGGCAAAUAAAUGAGAAACCCAACGAGCACAUUUCCAUUUCAGGCGUGCAGAAGAGAUUUUAAAGCAAAAACUAGCAGCGCAUCUGCUUCUCUCUUUUGUUUCCAUGGAGCAGUCUGGGCCACAUUCUCAAGCGAGGAUGUGCAAGUACAUCUCCUCUCACUCUGGUGAUCUGUCAUCAAUUUGCACUAAGAAUCUGAUUUUUUGAAGUGAAAAGCUACAGCUAAAACCAGCUAUAAAUAUCAGCAGGCACUGCCCAUACAACUCAGUCAUCUUUAGGAGAUUCUACCCUCUAAAACCUCAGCCUAAAACGUUGUCCAACUCUGCCAAAAAGAAAUAGACCAAGGCCCCUGCUUCAGUCUAGACCCCUAAACUCAGCUUUUUCUACUCCCACUGCUAUUCUACCCCUUGUCUCCUCCAGAAGAGAGAACCUAAUUUCAUGGCGUUUCACCAAGUGGGCAAAUAUCCUCCUUGAAAGGUAAAAGUCAGAAAAAUUUUACUUCACUUCGUACCCAAAAAGAUCAAUGUGUGGGAAUCCAGAUAUAUCUCACCAGCACACACAUGUUCUGCAUCAGGUGCAUAAAUGGAAUCACAAAAUGGGAGACAAUAUUCUACCCUAACGUAGAAUUAAUUUUUAUGGAUUAGAGACAGACCCCCAUCACUACAGAUUCAGGAAGAUUUAGUUCUACCAGUUAAAGUAAGCAGGAAAUAUUUUUCCACGGGCAAAAGAAUUUAUUCUCAACACAACAGAAAACACAUGGUGCAUGCAGUCAUAUGUGAAAUUCCAGAAGUGAAACUGCAGACUGUUGUAAUGUCCAAAGGUAAAGGACAUCCUUCCAUCUAAUCACAUACUCUGAAGUAUCUGAUUUAUUCCUGACCAUGAAGCCAAUACACAAUUUACUAAACAAGAGAUAUUUCCUAGAACCAGGGAAUGGUUUGGGAAAGUGACUGUAAAGAUCAUCUCAUUCCAACCCCCUGCCAUGGGCAGGGACACCUUCCCCUAAGCCCUGUCCAUGGCCUUGGACACUUCCAGGGAUUGGGGGUAUUUGCUUGAAUUGUUAAGAAUCUUCUAUUCCUGCAUUCACUUGUAGGUAAUUAAUACUGUUCCCUCAAGCCAACAAUUUGGUGAUGCAGUUUUUUCCCAGACCAGACACACCACUGGCCUGAUUAAGAUGCACUGAGGUACUGCUGGUCCUUCCAGCAAAGUCAGACUUGUUGAAAUGCCCAUUUCAGAGUAAGGGCAUUUAGGAUGCAGCCAGAUUGUAAAGCAAAAUACAUCAACCUCACCGUAGAUGAAGCAUGAAAAGUGUUAUGUCUGAAGUGAAUUAAUCAUUUAUCCUACAACUACUUUUUCAUGUUCUACAAACACAGAGAAGGAUACUACAUGCAUCCAUUAAGAGCUCUAUGUUUACAGAAGAGCCAUCAGUCACCACAGGACUUGUAUCUGGAUUUUGUACAUUUGGGCAAAUUUGUGAAUAAUUUUACAUGUAAAAAUAUGAAAAAUACCUCAGUCAGAUUUCUAGUGGUGUACGAACAAGAGAGAUAAAAAGAACUUAACAUUUCUAAUUUUCAAGUUUCAUUAUUUUUUAAUUCAGUUUUGCCAUUUCUAAUGCUUGCAAUUGCAGCACUGGCUUUGUUUAUUGGCUUUAUUUUCAUGCCAAUACAUUUCACAAUAACAAAAGAGGGGAAAAAAAGAAAGAAAAACCCAAAAAACCAAAUUCAGCAGGUUUUAAAGUGUUUCUAAUGAUGUUCUGAGGGGUUCUGUCCAAGAAAUAUUUUCCUUUUUUUUCAUUUCAAAAACCAAUUUGCAAUAUGAGACAAACAUGCAGCAAAACAAAAUGACAAUAUAUCAGGUCGAUAUUUAGGAGGGAGUGUUGUAAUUAAACCAUGCAACUGAGACUAGAAGUCCUAAGAUUUAUUCUUAACACAGGUGUGUUUUUGUGGCUCCUAACAAAUCACUGCAUCUUCUGACUGGUUCCUUAUCAGUUAAGUGUGUCUUAUCUACCACUUCAAAGGGUGUGAUGUUUUCCUUAUCAGUGCCUCUGAAGCCACGAUGUGAAAAGAUCAAGAAGUCACAUAACAUAAAUUGUUCUCAGUUCUCCAUGGGCUGCCACUGCCAUGCUACAGAAGCACGCCCAGGACAGUGUCCAGGAUUGAAUAACUACUUUUUUUUGCCCUUCUGAACCAUACACACGUGACUGAAGUGCUGUCUCUCACCCUCUCAUAGGAGCAGGAGCUCUGUGAUGAACAGCAGGGGCUUCACAUCAACUCUUCUCCUUCCCUGCCCAUGAGCCUGAACAGCUCCAGGCAUGUGGUUAUCGUUAGACAACCAUAUUUGUUUAACCUUUCAAAGGAAGGAAGAGGUCUCUGGCACGCUCCCGGGAGUACACGCAGAACCUGACUCCCACAUCCUGAAUUUAACUGAGCAAAUACAUGCCAAAAACCCAAAUUCUGGUGGAAGUGAAACUGCAGGAUCAGAACAGCGUGUGGUGGCAGCUGAGCCAGCGGGUGAAAGCUGUGCUGUGGUAUCUGUCCAGCACAGCAAGGCAGCUCUGCACCACGUGCUGCACAUCAUCCAUGAAAACAGUGUCCUUCUCUGCUUUCCCCCUUUUCCAACAACACAAGAACUCCUGGAAUAUUCAGGAUGUAGGAUUCAGGGUUGUAGGUUUCAAUCCCAAACUUCCAUUCAUGUAUCACUUACUAUCUAUCACAACUCAAAUGGCCGGAAGGGCUUCAGGACACAAACUAAUAAAAGUCUGUCUGUAAACAAUCUUCAACUGUGGAAUUAAUAACUUAAGGCAGAGGGGAAAAAAUAAUCCCAAUCCCACUCUCAAUCAAGAAACCUGUUUGAUUAAAUAGAUGAAUUCAGCUAUAUAUGUCAUUACUACAAAUUUUGUCACUCAAAUGGAGGGCAGACCAAAUCCCAGGCAUUGCAAACACAGGCUGCUAUCCCACCGGCCAUGCCAUUCCCACAAACACAUUUUCACUACUGAUUUCAGAAAAGAGAAGAAAAAAGCUUUAGGUAUAUACAUAGUUUUAGCUGAACAUAGAUGAGACAAAGGAAAACACCUUCAAUUUUCACACUCUUCCAUAAACUCUGAAGGCCUUCCAAACCUUCUAUUACCAGGUCUAUAAAACACAUGCUUUUCAUUUCCCAAAAACUUAAGGUAAUCCACAAUUUCUGAAACGGAAAAAAAAUUAGACGAGGAAAUUAAAUAAUUGAUUUAAUUACUUAUCUUUUUAAAUAAAAAUACUUAGCUAAAAUCACAUUAAUUAAAAUGUUUUGAAGGCUAGAAAAGCAAGUGCAUAUUGAGGGGAAUCAUGUAAUGGUGACUGCAUACUGAAGGGAUAUUUCCUCCACUCUAACCUGCACUAGUCCCAUAAUGAAAGUUCCAGCAAAUAGGUUCCAACUCUGUUUCUUCUCAGAUGGCUCUUUAGCAGUGUUACACUCACAAAUGUAAAUCCCCAUCCAACUCAUAGUACAAAUAAACUAAAAUACAUCUGUGUAAACAGGCUACCCCUGUCCUAUUACACACACAGUGCACAUCUGGACUGGCAUGUUUAGCACAAAAGUUUUAACCCAAUGUAAUUGAAAAAAGCUGAGGUAUUACAGCCCAGAAACAGACUUCACAAAUAAAAACUGCAGCAUACUGUUAAACCAUGGAAGUGCUACCAGCUAUAGCUAUGACAUAUCAGAAUUCAUACUUCUGCACAUUUAACUUUGUUUUUCACACAGCUUAGAUGUAAAAAAGAAAGAGGCAGCUUACAGAAUAAUUCAGGGGAAAAUGCAGUGCUGGAGAAAAAGGAGAUUCAGGACUGCCAUUAAUUCAGGCUGAACAUGAAGUUCAUGUUCACAUCACGUUUCCCAAAGAAAAUUCUAAUGAUUCAGGGUGAUUGCUGCUAAUACCUCUGAAUUUGUGAACAUCAGCAUCGAGUUCUUAAUAAACACUGGUUUUCACACAAUCAAGAAAUGGGCAAAUGAGCUCCUGGAAAAGUCUCACUUUGCCUACUGAAGGCAGAGGUAUGGAUUUUGGAAUUAUAAAAUGAUUCAGGUGGAAAGGGACCUUAAAGAUCAUCAAUUCCCUGCCAUGGGAACCUUCCACUAUCCCAGGUUGCUCCAAGCCUGGUCUAAAUUGGCCUUGGAGGCUUCCAGGGAUGGGGCAGCCAAAGCUUCUCUGGUGUCAAACUUGUCUUUUCUUGCAUAUGGAAGCAAAUACUCAAAUGGCAAGAAUUUGUCAACUUAAUUAUUUGCUUAUCCCCUAAACAAAGUAAAAUACACAAGCUCUCCAGAACAACUGGAAAGAGGCUGAUUUGAAGGAGAAUGGCAGGAAAGGCUCUGUGAACAGCAGCAGAUCUUUUAUGAAGCACAAGUGCAAAUGCAGAUAGUGGCAAUUCAAUCCUCUACAAAGAUGGAAGGCAGAAAGGAGGAUGCAUCACUCCAAAGUCCUCCUGUAACUUGAGGGAAAGGAGGAAAACAAUGACUCCCAUUGUGAUGAGCACAGAAUGGUGAAAUGGCAGGAAAUGACAACUGAGUUUGACAAAUGGUCCAGCAGGGAGAUGAAUUCAUCCCACAGGGAGAAGCCAGGCAGACUGACAGGACACUUUCAGAAAAUGGCUGUGUUUGAAUAAUUAAAAGUUAUUACUGGAACACACACAGUUGCAACCUGGCACCAGGGCUAGGAUUUAAGUACCACAUCAAAUACAUUUCCCCUUUACUACCAUCAUCCAAAGGAAGUGUGAGAAACCUAAAGCCAUGCCACACACAGCCCUUAACAUCACCUCAUACAAACCACAGCAGAAUGUGGCACACCAGGAGUACCUGAAAGCCCUGCUUUGCAAUCAGAAAGGACAAUAUUCCCCAAGCAAAAAGUAGUGAUGAAAAUAUGAGACAACUGUCUGGAUUUUCAGAGAUACCAGCUUCAAAUACCACAUAAUAUGAGCUGCAAAUGCUUUACAUCUGACAGGCCUACUGCUCCCACCAGCAGAGAGCAUAAGUCUGCCUGAGAAAGCCUAGCAGCCUUUCUCCAAAUUACUUGCAAGGACCAAUUUGCACAGCCAGAAUAAUUUCAAAAUAAAACAAUUAAUUUGGGUUGGGGGGAGAGAAGGAAAGAAACAAAAUCCAAAAUCCCUUCCCCCAGUAAUUUCCACUUUGCUAAAUUUAUUACAUGGCUGCAAAUUAAUACAUCACCUGCACCAGCUAUCACAAGGCUGUCUCAGAACUUGCUUUAAUAAACAGCUGCCAGUAGUGGAGGAAAUAUGUAAACAUCGCUCUUGUUUCUCUGUGCCAUUGUGUCAGCUAUUCUACACGUCUUUGAAGGUGCUCCAAAAUCAGCAUGGCUCUGCUUUUCCCUUUUUCUCCUUUUGGGAGGAGGAAAAAGCAGAGAAGGAAAGACAGGCUGGCAACAGAGGGGUAACUCUGUGCUUGCUGUGCUCUUGAUAGUGAGGCUCAGUGUGUUCAAAUUCAGUUUACACAGGCUCUUCUGUAAGGACAAAAGAAACCACUGCUGGUGGUUAAAAAUGCAAAAGGUUUUGAUUGCAAUUGCUUGACAAUCAGCCAAAGAUAUGACUAGGGGGAAAAACACAGCAAGGCAGCUAUGACCAGAAUGGAAGAAACAAGGAAAAACACAUGGCUCGACUUCAGAGCAGAAAAUUGACUUAGGCUUUGCAUAAACGACAGCAUACCUCCAAGCCUGCCUUAUCCACAGUCUGCCUGCAAUGGGAACAUGCAGGCUAAAAGCAGAGCCUAUUAAAAGGCAUAAUGUUUCUAAACGGCAUCUGUUACGUCCUAAUAAGCAUUACUUAAAGGACACAGGCCUUAAAAUUGCUACCAAACGUGCAUUUAUCUGAAACUGCUGCAAGGCAAUCGUUACCACAGUGUCACAUGACACCACUGGAAUCUGAAUAAUAGAAAAUGUUUUUAUUUCAUUUGGCUUGAAAUCAUUAUGCAGGAAAAAUAUGGAGGCACUUUCUGAGAUUUUGAAACUGUGCAACUUCACAGGAAUGAAACACCAGCAAGAAUUACAUCAGCGGAGCCAUUUGCCAUCUGUUGUCAGUAAUACUAUAAAGCCCAGCCACCAGACAGCAGUUUCAAAGGUUACAAACACAACGUUCUCAAGCAUCCACAGACCUCUGGGCCCCCCCCAUUGGCUCUCAGGCUCCACUUUAAUGAAGACAGACCAGCUAUUAAACUCACCAGUUUCAGCAAGCUACAACCCAGCUUCCAGAGUUCCUCUGACCUUGCAAGUUGGAGUGAGAUUUUCUAACAUGUUGCCUGUUAAAGGGUAUUACGGAGUAAAUGUUUUGGGUUAGCGAAUACACACAUUUUCCUGUUGGUGUUUGGUUUGAAAAGUCUACAGUGCUUGGACUCUUUCAUAACAAGCCUGAGAUCAGGAUCAAGAGGAGUAAGUCAGAUAAGUGCUGUGAAGAAGGACAGCAAAGUUACCUCUGAGCUUUAGUUAGUAAGGAGAAGUCCAAGAACAGUGGAAAUGGACAGAUAAUUUUUUGUAGUUGUAAUUCCUUGCCAUUAAAGUGAGUUACAACUGCUAAAAACAGAAUACCCACAGAGAUAUAAUCAAACUGAUUCAAUUCACUUUCUGUUUACUUGCACAUAAACAAGUGAUGAAAAAUAGUGCUGGAUAUUUUACAGGAAAUUUUCUUAAGCUUUUCCCCCUCUUCCUAAAUACUCCAUACCUGGGAGAGGAAAGAGUUUGGGGCAGUUCCAGUCAGUCAGACUUCUAUCUUUAAUAGAGACGUAAUCAUUUUUGCUUUAAAAGUUACAUGAGUCACAAAUCAUCCCUGUCAUGUGAAGCCAGAGUCAUCAGAGUUGGAAGAAAAAAGGUGCCCCAAAUGAAGUUUGCCACAGAUACCUGAAUUAUGAUACUGCUUGGAACUGAAAGACAAGAAGAUUCCACCUCCUGGAGCACAGAUAUCAUGGAUUCAAAUUCCAACACUGUGGUGGUGACUGGUUUUGGUCCCUUCAGACAAUACCUGGUUAAUUCUAGCUGGGAAGCAGUGAAGGAGCUGUCCAAGAGAGGCCUUGGUGAAAACAUUGAUCUCCAGAUCAUGCAGCUGCCAGUGGUUUACCAAAAAGCAAAGGAGCAAGUCUGCAAGAUAUGGACAACUCUUCAGCCACUGCUUACAGUUCACGUUGGGCUGGCUUCGUCCACCACAGCACUCAUCAUCCUGGAGCAGUGUGGGAAGAACAAAGGCUACCAGGAGAGGGAUGCUCGUGGCUUUCACCCAGAAGGUGCCUGCUGCGUGCUAGAUGGCCCAGAAAAGAUUGAAUCUACAAUUAAUAUGAAGACUCUCUGGAAAAACGUCUCAGUGGAAGGGAUUGAUAUCAUCCUUUCCAGAGAUGCAGGAAGGUACAUCUGUGAUUACACCUACUACACUUCUCUGUAUUAUGGCAAUGGAAGAGCUGCUUUCAUCCACGUCCCUCCAUUAUCUGAGUCGGUAACAGCAGAAUUUCUAGGAAAAGCAUUACAGACCAUUAUCUUAGCAAUGUUGGAACAGUGUGGGGAACAGAGAGAGAUGGAUCACAGAGGGAAAAAAUGAGGAUUUCUUAGAAUGCAAUUCCUUACCUCUGAAAUGAAGCAGAUUUAAUGAUUAUUUAAAACUCACACAGGAUUUUCUAGCCCACGUUACUUUCAGUGAAAUUUGCUUGCAAAACUCAACCAACCAUUUGCAUCUCUUAGAAAGGGCUUGAGGGGAAAAAAUCCAAGUGAUUGGUGGUUCAUAUUGCUAACAAUAAAGUUGUUCAGAUUUCAGAAAUUGUGAAACUGGAUUGAAAACAUUUUAGGAUGCUUAAUCCUGGUUCUGUUGGUUAGAAAAAAACAUCAAUAAAGACUUGCUGACCCCAGAUGGAUGCCUGCAGCUGUAAGGACUCAGCAUGGGAUGGACAUAACACAGAUCCUCUUCAGCCCCCGUCUGAGUCCAGAGUUCAGCCCAUAAAAAAUUUGGGUAUGGGGGAAAUCAAAACACACUUGGCAAUUCUGGUGUGGGAAGUUUUACAGUUCUCUCUUACUGACCUGCUGUGGAUGCUGCUUUCCACAUUAGCAACAUGUUCUGAUCCAGAGUGAACACAGAAAACUGGAAACCAGCAGGAUCUAUAAUGCUGUUGUCGGUAACUUGCAUUUCAACCCACAGCAGCCACUUUCCCCAAAUUCUCAGUGCCUGUCCCAAGGGGAAAACCCCAUUGUCCUUCCACAGAGCACAGCCCAAAGGCAAAUCCAAGAGCUAACCUGU